Molecule: messenger RNA, 549 nt
Organism: Symbiodinium sp. CCMP2456
Lineage: Eukaryota; Dinophyceae; Suessiales; Symbiodiniaceae
Source: the annotation of a GenBank genome assembly
GGGAUCGUCCUUGGGGAUUGCAUUAAAAAGAAGGGGGAGAAAUUCGAGGCACAAAUCACCGGCAUGGACGGCUCCAGUGUCACCGUCAAAGACUUGAAAUCCGGCGGAGUUUUGAAAGUCCAGGCGAGGGACAUGCUAUGUGCAGGAUGGAUUGUUUUCUCUCCGAAAGCGGAACCCGAGUCCAUUGCAAGCUUGCAGUCCAUGGGGCCCAAGAAGAACAACGACUUCUUGGCUGGCUAUGUCAUCGGGGAGAUCUACCAGGUCAUGCACGACCUCGGCUCCACACACGAGUCCCACAAGGACACCGCCCCCGAAAAGGGGAAGCACUUCCUCUCGGCCAACUUCUUGGUUGGGUCCUGCGAAGACGAAGAAUCCGCCAACAUGGUUCAGAUCAUGUCCGGGACCGCCCAAUCCUCGAUUCGCAUCCCGAUGUUCAAGAACAGCAAGGAGAUUGGCAUCGGCGCUGUUCUAAACUUCCUGAAAGUGAAGCAGGUUGAGGCGGAUGAGCAUGCUCCGAAAGCUAAGAAGGCGAAAACUUCCAAGAAGUGA